AUUACGUACCUUAUCUGAUCUUUGACCCGAUAAAGGUCCCAUGAAGGGCCCCACACUAAAUCUUCACUGGUCGCUGCUCCCCUACCAUCCAAAUCGAUCAAAACGAUUUCUUCACUUCGAUAUUGCUUUCCCAACUAACGACAUCGAGUUCAGACAGAACUCGUCUUACGGUGUACAACGAACAAGCCUGUCUGAUGCCGACCUUGAUAAGUCGGCCGCCGAUGAGAAGCUGGUGAAGAUGACCAUCAACUUUCAGCGAGGUCCGUUCGAGUGGGACAUCGACGUGAAGCGCGAUAAAGGCAUUCGUGUUCGCGAUGUCUUUGAGGCGAUAUAUGCAGCUUUUGACGUAUCGCUCACACCUCAUGAGAAAGACUUAAUCCCGCACCAUCGCCGUGCGGUAUACGAAGAGGCGUUCAGGCUUCGUUGCAAGCUAGCUCCAGGGCUUCCUAUCGUCGAGCAGCGCCAAGGCUGGAAGCGCGUAGACAUGCUUCUGCACGAGACCCUCUUCCGUGGUCUCACUCAGCCGAAGUCAGGAGGAGACUGGGUAUUGAAUCUCAGCGGGUCGGUGCCCGUAUCCAAACACUGAAGAACCUUACGAUCAUUGCAUAGUUUUUUUUCUCUCACUGUACUCUUGAAUUGGAUUCCAGCAUUUCAGCCACGCUCAUUUGGCUUC
Molecule: messenger RNA, 673 nt
Organism: Suillus subalutaceus
Lineage: Eukaryota; Fungi; Basidiomycota; Agaricomycetes; Boletales; Suillaceae
Exons: 2
Coding region: 41-586 (181 amino acids)
Source: RefSeq, a predicted model, not a curated record